AUGGCGGAGCGUGGGCAGCUGCUCCGGCUCACGACUUUGCCUCCCAGGCUGCUGCAGGAGCACCGGAACUGCGGGCGGUGGCACCUGGAGACCCUGCCUUCCAAGAGUUUCAUGAAACCCAAGAGACUGAGGUUCCAGGGACCUGUGAACAGCCGGCGCUGGGUGUUUGUGAGAGAGGGACUGGAUGACUUCAGGAAAGGCUGUCCCCCACACCAGCACCCCAAAGAUGUCUUCCUGCCUCAUGUUCAUCACAGAAUUCCCCAAGCUACCCCCAAGAAGAGGCAGAAUGGACUACUCGAGGGGGCCGCCCUGUUAUCCAAGCUUCCACAGGCGAGGAAGGCAUUCCUAAAGGAUGUGGAAGAUAACAUGGCCUUGCACCUCCUGGCUCUCUACCCACAUCUGGAAGAAGCUUUGCCCCCUGAGCUCUUAUUCCAGGUGCUGGAGGUACUCGACCCUGAGGGAAACUUGGAGGAGACGUGGGCUUAUUGUCGGGAUACCAGAAAAUUAAUGAAGGGACCCACAGAGCUUGAAGAAAAAUGUUCUUCUCAGGUGUGCCUUCCCAAGAAGAUGCCCGUGUCACAUUCAGGCCAGUGGCUUUGUGAAGAAAAGCCAAGCGAAGUGAUUUCUCUCUAUCAAGACAGUCUCCUUCAUGACAACGUGUGCAGAGGGGUCCGAGACUUCUGUGACUGGGCCAAAGCUCUUGGAAGUUCGCCUGUGGAGGAGGAGUUCAUCCUGCAGCAGUUUGACCUUGACUAUCACACCAGACGCAGCUGUGCUGUGCUUCCUGCCAUGAGAGCUGAAAAGCUCCGUGUGAACCUUCUGCAGGACAAACCCUUCAUCGAUGGUCGAUCUUCCCUGAGAGAACAUGGUGGGUGCUGGAAUAAACCCCGGCCUUCUGGAAGAGCGAAUCCUCACAAACCAAAGAGGGUGAAGAUGAGGUAUGGAGCCUGGUAUCUGAAGACCAACUUGUGGAAGAAGCAAAGAGCCGAUGAACCUUUGGUUGAUCCCAAGAUUUCACACAAAGCUCAGGAUGCUAACUUUGAAAAGCAUCUUCGGGAGCAGGCGGAGCUGCUUGCAGGCCUACACGGAACUGUGGCCUUUAAAGACUUCAUUCUAAGCAGGGGUUACAGGAUGCCCAGGUUCCUUGAGAAGAUAUAUGCUGUCGAGAAAGGUAGAGCUGAAAAUAUUGAGACUCCUAAGAAACUCACGCCGACGGAGAGGCAUCCUGGGAGAAGAUGAGGCAGCUUUUAUUGACUGCAUACUUGGGUUUUCUUCCAUUAUUUUAAUUAUUAAGCAGGACAUGAUAAGUGCCCAUGCGGAAACUUCAACCUGGCAGCAUCUAUAAAUAUAAAACCCGACACAAUGUUUCUAAAUGACUUUAAUCGAUUUUUGUAUUAUUUUUAGUUAUGUAUAGUUGUGUAUGUCUGCAUGGGGGUGCGUACACAUGAAUGUAGGGGCCCUCAGAGGUCAGAACUGUUGAGUCCUCUGGCGCUGGGGUUACAAACAGUUGUGAGCCACUGUGUGGGUGCUGGUAAUUGAACCCUGGUCCUCUGGAAGAGCAGGUGUGCUCUUAACUCCUGAUCGAGCUCUCCAGCCCCCAUCAAUCGAUGUCUUGUUUGUUUGUUGUCUUCUUCAGGCAGUCUUGCUCUGUAGCCCAGGCUAACCUCUAAUUAGUCACCCCACCCGCAGAGUAGACUCUCAGGGGCUAUAAUUGCAGCUGUCUACCAACAUCCUUGGCUUAUCAUUUUGUGUAUUACCAACUAUGGAAUCUAAAUUCAUGUAGAGUCUCCUCAAAAUUUUGUGUUAUGAAAAUUACAUAAGUAUAUUAGUUCUUAGUAAGAAUAAAAUCAUAAGUAAAGGCAAAAUCACUCUAUUUUUAUUGUUAUAACUUUGAACGGGUGCCUUCUUUCUUCCUUUACAGUAUUAUUUUCUUGCAUUUUGAGUUAAGCUAACUGGGUUUUUUUUUUCUCUCUUCUUAGACAUGUUAGUCUUGCUAAUAAAUGUGUUUUUGCAAUGGAAGGUCAUAGGUCAAAAAUUGUAAUGGAAAAUCAAGCUAACAUGUUUAAAGAUAAAAAUGUAUUUGUGUAUGCAUGUGACUUCUCUCAGAGUCAGAGGAGUCUACUGGAUCCUCUGGAGCUGGAGGUACAGGCACUUGUUUGUUGUACUAUGUGGGCGUUGGAAACCAAAUUUGG
This is a messenger RNA of Arvicola amphibius (Eurasian water vole), 2192 nucleotides long. RefSeq names its product family with sequence similarity 47 member E (gene Fam47e). Bases 1 to 1239 code for a protein of 412 amino acids. The transcript is spliced from 9 exons. NCBI's taxonomy places the organism in Eukaryota, Metazoa, Chordata, Mammalia, Rodentia, Cricetidae. The record is from RefSeq and is a predicted model, not a curated record.